Messenger RNA from Stegostoma tigrinum, 1095 nucleotides. RefSeq lists its product as uncharacterized. The coding region runs from base 301 to 1005 and encodes 234 amino acids. The transcript is spliced from 6 exons. Lineage: Eukaryota; Metazoa; Chordata; Chondrichthyes; Orectolobiformes; Stegostomatidae. The record is from RefSeq and is a predicted model, not a curated record.
CUUUUGUGCUCCUGAGAUGCUGCUUGGCCUGCUGUGCUCAUCCAGCCUCACAUUUUAUUAUUUUAGGAGAGAGAGCUGUUUUGGUUUGUGAUACAAGAGACGAGGCUGUCUGUGCCUUUCACCCAUCGGUAGCUCUCCUCCUGUCCCUGCCUCUAUGCACACACUCUGCCAGGCAUAGUCUUCCUCCCUCUGUGUGUGUGUGUGUGUGUGUCUCUCUCUCGCUUCAGCUCCUAAAACCUAAGAUGCAUCGGAUAUAAAAACACGCACAUAAACACACACACACACACACAUCAACAAGCCAUGGAGAAAGAUCAGGAAUUACUGCAAGCUGUCAAAACCGAAGAUGUAGCUGCAGUGCAGAAGCUGUUGCAAAGGCCGAAACAAGGCAAAGCGAACAAGAGCUCCUCGAGUCCCAUUUUCACAUUGAGGAUAUCCUUCCAUUCUAAGGUCAUAGGUGGGAUGUUUGCUGAUGAUUACGCACUGUUGAGCAGCAUUUGUAAUGCUCCAGAUACUGAAAUGCCCAUUUGCAGCAAGACCUGGACAAGGUCCACACUCGACAAGAAAAAGGGGAAGAAAACAGAUGAAUGCUUGGCUCACGUGUUUGUGUUCGGGGAAGGAUUUAGACUCCCGGAUCUGAAGGGAAAUGCGCGGGGAUGGUGUAUCCUCGACAAGUGGGCUGGUCUGCAGCUGAACCGGAAAGGAGCCAAAAUCUUUGCACAAGGGUUUGCUAAUGUUGUGAGGAAUUUCAGCUAUGGACCUCCAAGCAGUGGGCAAUUGCAGUUUCCACUUGGAAGAAAGAUUCACAUCAAAUUGACUGGUCAAGGAAAUGGGACACUGACUGGUGGAGUUAGUGGAACCGAAAAAGAUGUCUCCCUCACAGCGUUUGUGACAAAAGAAUUGCAUCGUUCCUUGGCGGCCUUUCAACAGAAGAAUAUUCAGAGAUUUCCCGAGUGGACACAAUCAUCGCCUUGGAAGCUUCAUCACGAUACUACUUUGCAUUUCUGAAGAGGGAAGAAGAAAUCAAUAUGCAAAUUCAAUUCCAUGGUUUUGGAAGUCCCUUUGAGAACACGAUUCAUUUGCGCCGGCAUAAUGCUC